CUCAAAAAUCAUGGCGGACAACAUGUGAAAGUAGUGGGUGUGUGAACAUGUAAACGGUUGUAUGGAUAUUUCUAAUGUAUAUCUGCAAUAUUUAUUGGUAUAUUUAAACACCUAAAUGGAGUAAAAUUCAAAUGCAGCUAUGGAGAUUGACGAAGAGCACGUCAAUACGCUGCUUAGCAUGGGCUUCCCUAGCGAUAUUGAGGUCAGGAAAGCCCUUCGCUUCGCUAAAAAUGACCUCAACGAUGCCGUUGCAUACCUUACCAACGACCAUUCCACAUCAUCUUACGACACACUAGAUGAUAUUGAAAUGAAAGAUCUGCAUCCCAGGAGUUCACAGGCACCUGUUUAUGGCCCUUCUCCGCCGCCCAGUUACGACGAAUGUGUAAUUCCGGAGAGAACAGAUGGCCAGUCUGAAAAUGGUGGAGGAGAAGGAGUGGUAGAGGAACUCAACCCCCUCGAGUUUCCAGUCACCAAUCUUUAUGAACUAGAGGGGCGGGUGUUUGCUGAACAGUGGUCUAUACCCUAUAAGAAAGAGGAAUCAUUGGGCAAAUGUCUUUUGGCAGCUACAAGACUUGCUGAAGCCAAUGUGGCUGACAAUGAUGAGCACUGUAGAAGGUUUCUAGAAAGAUGUAUGCCAGAGUCAUUCCAAAAGCUGAUGACAUAUUCUGCUGUUCAUCGAUGGAACGGAGAAAUACAAGAGGGGAUAUUUAAUAUGCUGCAGCUAUUUAUUGACCUAGUGGCCACGCGGCUACAGUACUUACCAGUGCCUAUCAACCUCCUAGAUGUCCUUCAAACAGCUUUCAACAAGGACACAGAAUAUCACUACAAGAAUCGAACUCGAAAAGAUAGAACUUACUGGGAUGACAAACUGGAAGGGGGACAACUCUUCACUACCAACACCAGCUACAAAUCUGCUCAGGAUACAUACGGCUGGCUGUCCCAUCUGAUCAACAGGUUUGCAAUGAAAAAAGGUUUGGAGCAUGUGAAGAAUCUGCUGGAAAAUGAAGAAAUGGAUGCUCCAUCGAUGGCAGCCCUUCUACGUCCAUUUGGGACUUGUGCAGAAUUCCUCAAUCCUGGAUCUGUGUCGGAGAUUCUGGCUCCUGGAAUGGAGAGAUCCAUAAAAUACGUCCAGAAUCUAGAAGAGAAAGACUUCAAAGAAAAGAAGGUGGGUUAUGUCUCGGAUUUACUAGCUUCUAUGAAGCUGUUAUGUAUCCAGAUGUGGCCACAGCACACCGACUCCCUGGACGACCUGCGACUUGAGAUUGCUCUACGAAUGCUCAAGUCUCCACAUUUUAAUGCUAAAAUGAACUCCCUUAAAGAGGUAUCCAAAUUGAUAGAGGAAGCUGCCUCCAGUAAAGUGCCUAAGACAGCCAUUCCAUCUCGAAAGAUUUCAGAUUGGCUUGUGGAACACAAAGUUUUGUCAAUAGCUUUAGAAGGUAACAUAGACCAGACCCAGUACUGUGAUAAAAUAAAGGGGAUAGUCGACUACAUUGGUGCCGAGUUAUCCCUGGAUGAGCUGACUAUGAUCUGGAAAAUGCAGUUACGACAAACAAACAAUGUUACAGACAACAUCCAUUCCAUCAUCGCGGCGGCAGCAGUCAAGUUUGAUCACACACUACUCGAUCACUUGUUUCUACUUAUACACAUGAAAUGGCAAGAGGAUAAUGAUAAGAUGCGUGAAAAGCUGUUAAGUCUGAUUGGAAAAAUCGGACGAGAUGCAAGAGAGGUCAAAAGCACAACGCGGGUAUUGGAGUUAUUAUGGGACUUGUCACACCUGCCAGCCCUGUCAACACACCUGAUAGAACAAGCCUUGGAGGAACACCUGGCCAUCCUCAGUGACUCGUUCAGUGUCAAGGAACACGAAAAGAGGAAAUACGUUGUCAAAUGUGUUGAGGACAUUAAAAAGGGUGCUUGUGUUCUUCCCGCUCUGAAACAGCUGCUACACAUUUGUAAAAACAUCUUAAAACAGUGCAUUCAGAAGUCGGACAAGGGUAUUCUCCAUGAACUCAACAAGAACCAUGAUGUCAUCAAGCUUGUCACCAACAGUCUUGUCAAGUGUCACAAAAUGGCUGUGGCUUCAACAGGUGAUGGUCAGCUAGGUCAACACACCCUUGUUGAUGGACGCUACAUGCAUUCUGAGUAUGUUACCAACCACCUAAGUUUUCUCCAGUACAUGUUACAAGAGGGUGCCCUCUAUCUUCCAUGGAGCAGGGCACGAGAUAUAUGGGGCACCUUGAUCGGCAGUCCCGAGGCCUGUGACUGGGACAGGGAGACCUGUUAUGACUGGUUCAGUCAUGGACUCACCGACCUAGAAAUGGAAACACAGAGUCAGCUGUUCCAGAAAGAGCUCUUAAAACUGGACCCUGCAAAACUCAGUGAGAAAGGAUUUACCUGUUUUAAAAGCUUCUUUGAAAACGUCAAUAAAUUUGAACAUCGCCUUAAACCUGACGGAAAUAAAUUGGUUGUAGAAAAGAGUGAACUGUUUGGAUUGGAUUAUAUUUGGGAGAUCUGUCUCAACACCCCAGAUGAGUCCAUCGCUAGCCAAGCCAUCUCUCUACUUUUGUCCGUUCUCUACACAAACCUGGCACCUAGACUUAAAAAGGACCCUGUGAUACUACACAAAAAAUUCAUCGCUGACAGUAAGAGCAGACUAGAGGCGGCCAUGAUUGGUAUAGGUGGCACUGUGAUAGCUCAGUCAAUCUCCUGGGCAACCAAAACUCUGACAGCUGCCAUUGUACCAGAAGUGGCCAACGUACCUUUACCGUCUCGGAACAUUAAGCUGAUGAACAUUGAGCGAUUGAUGUGGAUUGCGGAGGAGUAUGUACUAAAUGUCGAGGAGACUCACCACACGACACGGACCAUCCUUCCUCAUGGCGCAUCCUUUCAUGGGCAUCAGAUGAACCUCACAGUAACAUCUGAGUCACCCAAACAAGAAUUUCUUCUUGUGUGUCAUAGUAAUGAAACUCUUGGAUCUAUCCGGUCAAAGAUAGCAAGUAAACUACGACAGGCUCCAGAAAACAUACAGGUGGUCGCUCAAGACAAAAUGCUGGGGAUCAAUGAUGAUCAGAAAUUGUUGAACCAACUGGAAAUUGAAGACAACCAGGUGAUACAAGUACGACUAUCUACACCCUCAGCACUCCAGUCCUCACAGGUCAAGGAAAUUCAGGAAAGCCUAAGAAUAGAUGAGCCCCCAGCGACACCGACCUCGAAGCAGACAUUUGAUCUGGAACAGGAGAAGAUGUUACCAGGGGUUGUGAUGGCUAUGGGUGGCCAGGUGUUUGAAAUGCUCUACCAGCUUGCAGACCUGGAUGAACCAAGAAUUACAUCUAGAGUACGUAAGCUGUUGAUGCUCAUCCCGACUGAUCCGGCCAUAUCUGAAUCCCUCGACUCCAUCAGCAACAAGGUCUCCAAACAGAUGGGAUCAGGAGAUGACAUCAGUCCUCGCGCCAGUCCACGUAAGACAACAGCCACGAUUACUCCAGUGUCCAGUCCUCGUCUACCCCCGAAGGAGGUCCUCAAGGUUCUCUUUGACUCGGGGGCCCAGGACAUGUCUGCCUUCAGGGUGCUGUAUAAUCUCGAGGUACUGAGUUCCAAGCUGAUGCCAACAAUAAGUGAUAUAGGGACACGGCUGAGUGCACAGCAGUUCUGUGAAGACUUCCUCAACUGUGACGGUCUACAGAUGGUUGUGAAUGUCCUCCAGCCCGAGAGUCUUGCUCCAGAGCUAAACUACACGACACGCCAGGGCUGCUACUCGAUCUGUCUACAGCUGGCCAGAUUCCUCCUGUGUGGUCAGACAGUCACUGGUGAAGCUGUCAGUACAGACGGAGCAGCAGUCUUACCCUCGGAGGCUGGUGAUACAGCCAAGGUCACUUUGUCAGCCACACCCCCUACUUCUCUGACCAGUCCACUAACCAUUAAUGUGGAGAGAGCAGUCACUGCUGCCGGACAUGCAGUACAGACAAUGGGUGUACACGUCUUUACAGAGACAGUGUCUUGUUUCAUGAGGGUAACGUGGGCGGCAGCUGCUGGUCGGCUCCACCUUCUGAGUUCUCCUCAACCAAUCAUAGAAAGUUCCAAUAUGUAUGGAUGUGGCUGUCGUAGCCGGCAGAGUAGUACAGGCAGCACAGCUAGUACUGGUAGUGAUAGUGACUGUCAAACACUACAUGCUGGAGUGUGUGUGAGACAGACGUUUAUCUCCUCAAAGGAUUGCAAUAUAGCCAAGGAAGCCUUGGAAAUUCUCGUCGCAUGUCUUCAACUGCGGAGUGAAUUACUAGCCUCGUUUUAUACCCUGCCAUGUGUGAGCGACUUCAUUAUCGACAUCCUGGUAGGCUGUUCGCAGGCUGACAUCAGAAACGCAGCGCUUGAUCAGUUUUAUCUUCUCAGUCAAACACAAAUAUCUCCCAAUGAAGUCAGCACUGUAAACUCUGGAGGACAUCAAACUCCACAUCAGUUUAUCUUGAAAGUUCUCCUCAAGGCCUAUCUUCCCUUCUGGGUGUCAUCUGCAAGCACAAGGGGGGCUAGUCAGAGGUUAUUAAUGCAGUGUUCACAGUAUUUUGAUCUGCGAUGUCGACUGUUGGAAAACUUAAGCAUUGAAGACCAGAAGAAGUUGUCCUUAGAUAUAGCUACAAUGUUGGAGGAUGAGAUCAAUUGGCUAGGAAAUUUUGUGCCGUCGACGAACCGAGACCUGUCGGACACAGACAAUAGCUUACUGGCUGGUCACCUGAAACUCAUCAAGACUCUGUUUACCUGCGAGGGUGUGGAUAAAGAGGAAUUUGGGAGAGGACUGGUGUAUGACCUUCUCAACGACUUCUUGUUCCCGGCCUCCAAGGUCAUGAUGGAUAGUAUGGAUGACUCCAAUCUCAAGGGCGACCUCACUGAGGCCAAUCCAAAGUGCAGUAAUUCAGAGUCCCGAGUUGCAGCUUAUCAACUCCUGGCUGAGUUGGCCACCAACAGUCUGCCAAUCCUUACUGACAUUUGUAAACAACUCAUUCAAAUGCAUCACCUACCUCAACCUGAUUGUGCCAAUGAAUGGGAGUACCUACCGCCUGUUGAUGGACGGGCGCGGUGUGGCUUUGUGGGUCUGAAGAAUGGAGGAGCUACCUGCUACAUGAAUUCUGUGAUACAACAACUAUACAUGGCACCGGGCAUUCCUGAGAGUGUGCUGGGUGUUGAUGAUGAUGAAAUAGAGGAAGAAAGUGUGUUUUACCAGAUCCAGCAAGUGUUUGGUCACCUGAUGGAGAGUAAGCUACAGUAUCAUGAGCCAGAGAAGUUCUGGAAAGUGUUUCAGCUGUGGGGACAGUCCAUUAACAUCCGCGAGCAACAAGAUGCUUUUGACUUCUUCCAGGCCCUGGUUGACCAGGUGGAUGAACACAUGAAGAAAAGUGGAAAGGAAGAACUGUUCAAGUCCAAGUUUGAAGGGAUUUUUUCCGACCAGAAGAUUUGUAAAGAUUGUCCUCAUAGGUAUGAGAGAGAAGAGUCAUUCUUUGCGUUGAAUUUGACGGUAAAGAAUGCCACAUUACAGGAUUCCCUUGACCAGUUUGUCCACGGAGAGUUAUUAGACGGGGACAACGCUUACUUUUGUGAAAAGUGUGGAGAAAAGAGAAACACCAUAAAAAGGAUGUGUAUUAAGACACUUCCUCCUUUGUUGUGUAUCCAACUGAAAAGGUUCGGCUACGACUGGGAAGCUAAUCGGGCACUCAAGUUUGAUGAUUAUUUCAAGUUUCCGUGGGUGCUAGACAUGGAACCAUACACAACAGAGGGAAUGGCAAGGCGAGAAGAGGUUACAGAAAAUGCAGAAAGCAGCUCGGAGUCAGAGUCAGGGGAGACAACUUCAUCGUUAGAUGAUCGACUCUCUGAAGUAGUGGAGAGUUCCCCAGUGGAGUCAAAGCAGAUAAAUUAUGAGUUGGUAGGAGUUGUGGUUCACAGCGGGCAAGCCAACGCUGGACACUACUACUCAUUUAUCAAAGACCGAAGGGGUACCGUGAUGGACAAUCCUAAUAAGGGCAAAUGGUACAAGUUUAACGACACAAUCGUUGAAGAGUGCGAGAUGACAGAUGAGACUCUGGAGGCGGAGUGUUUUGGUGGGACUUAUAAAGCCAAAGUUUACGAAUCAUCAUCAAGUUACCCAGAUGACCGUGUGCGGUACUGGAAUGGCUACAUGCUGUUUUACGAGAAAGUACAGGAACCGAAAAACCCUAGUUCUGCCAAGAAAACAAAGAUUAUCAAAAGAGUCGUCCCUGAUUUAGGGAAAGGGCGACUAGAUUCUGACAGUCUUAUGGAAUUGACAGAACUUGUCCACAAGGGGGAACGACGAGGAAUCUUCACAGAGCAGAUGCCGGCCAGCAUUCACCAAGUCAUACAAGGAGAAAAUCUUACCUUCGUCAAAAAUCGAGAUGUCUACAAUGUUGAAUACUUCAGAUUUGUGAAAACCCUUGUAGAUCUAUACUCGAGAAGUCGGAGUAAUAAAGAUUUUACUGCCAUUUCUGUGCAAUCUCUCCAGCUAGGAAUGAAAUAUCUUUUUAACACAUUCUUCAGGACGAAAAAGAGGUCAAAAACGGAACUAAGUGAAUGGGCGGAGACGAUAGAGUGUAAACUCCUGAGCUGUAAGGAGGCGUGUUUAUGGAUGGUAGAAUACAUGUCCGGAGUCGAAGGAUCCUCGUAUAUUAAACCGUUUUUGUUAGAAUGUCCUAACAGAGAAGUUCGAUAUACCUUUGCACGAAUCAUAGAUGCUCUGAUGUCCAGCUACUUCAAGCAUGGUGGAAUACAGACACAAAAGGACUUUGAUGAAAUCCUCGAGCACCUGCUUCAGAUGCUGAAUAAGGAUGUGAUAGAUCACUGUAAAAAUUGCACCCAAUAUUUCCAGGUCCUGUUUCACUAUGUACAAUUGGGCACGAAGGCAUGUACCCACAUGUUCCUGAGACGAGGCUUCCCCCGACUAGUCACGUUCCUCCUCGGCCAGUCACAUCACCACCUUGAGGACCACGAGUCGUCAACACGGCGAUGGAGCUCUAUACAGUCACGGGAAUUUGGUUUCCUACAUUCAACUUUAGCAAUAUUGAUUCUGAAUUGUGAUGUGUCCCACUAUCACACAGAAGAACUAGGAGAAUAUAAACCUUAUAAACCACAGUCAGGUGUUCAUCCAGCAAAAUUGCUGAAGAUGUCACCAGAGAUGGAGAAAUAUGUCGUGGGGGCAGAGUCGGUCCGCUACAUUCGUGAGGUGGUACAGGCUAUCCGUGAGAUCAGUAAUAUGUCCCAUCACGUGUCGGACAUGAUUGUCUACUGUAGUUUCUGUAACCAGACCUUCAGUGAUAUAGUUCUCAAACAACUCAUGCUCCAGUACACAAAUGGUCCCUCUAAUGAACUCAAGAUGAUCUUUGCAUUGCUGAUGGAUCUCUUGUCAUUAGAAGACCCUGUGCAGCUGUCUCGUCUUGAACUUGUCAUAGAGGGAACAAUAGAUGACUCCGGGACUCAGUAUGAGGGACUCAUAGGUGUGAUUCGACAGAACCACUUGCUGGACAGUAGAAGAUCCUACUCCUGUAUCAAGUUCCUGGUCAGUUUGGCCAACAGGUGCUCUGCAGCCAAGAACUACCUAAUGCAGAUCCCUCCAAAGUGGCAGUGGGCAGUCAACUGGCUAAAGAAAAAGAUGUCUGAGUAUUAUUGGAAUCCUUCCUCCACCUCAACUGUAUCUAAUGAAGACUCCAAUCGCAAGUCAUUCCAGCGAACAAUCAGCGCCCAGUCUACCCUGGAUGAUGCCAAUGCCCUGUUGAUGGAACUUGAGACUCAUGAAGGGACGGGGUCUGCUUUAGACAUGGAUACUAAUGGAAACAAAUCAGACAUGGAGACAGACACAACAGACAAGACAACUGCUCCAACAGACAGUCAGUCUGAUACACACAUGCCUACAGAGGAGGAGGAAAAGGUCCAGAAGCCCAACACUUGAAAAGCCAAUGUCUUUCUUCUGGGUCAAGCUCACCUUUCUAUAGUCAGCAAUUCUUUUGGAAGAACAAAGAUUAUCUUUGGAGUCUUAAGUGGAUUUCUUAAAGGUUUUUUUUUUUCGUGAUUAAGGCUAUUCUAAUAUAUCAAAGUUCAAGAUGGGACGUUCAUCAAUACAUGGUAGAGGUUGUUCAAUCCAGAAAGGUUGAUGUUAAUUGAUAGUGAAUUUAUACCUAUGUUUUUCAGGCAUUAGUCAAGUGAGUGUAUUCUGGAGUCAAGUGUGUGUACUCUAGGGUAAAGUGCAUGCACUCAAGGGGUCAAACAAGUGCACUCAAGGGUCUAGCAAAUGUUUGGGGUAAACAAGUGUAAUAUAGAUACAAGAAAGUACACUGAUCAAACAAGUGUACUUUACAGUUACGGGAGUGCUCUCUGUAGUCAUGCAAGUGCACUACAUUUUGGUGUCAAACGAGUGUAUUCUAGGGUCAAGUGAGUGCACUACAUCCUGGGGUCAAACAAGUGUAUUCUAGGGUCAAGUGAGUGCACUACAUCCUGGGGUCAAACAAGUGUAUUCUAGGCUCAAGCAAGUGCACUACAUCCUGGGGUCAAACAAGUGUAUUCUAGGGUCAAGUGAGUGCACUACAUCCUGGGGUUAAACGAGUGUAUUCUAGGGUCAAGCAAGUGCACUACAUCCUGGGGUCAAACGAGUGUAUUCUAGGGUCAAGUGAGUGCACUACAUCCUGGGGUUAAACGAGUGUAUUCUAAGGUCAGCGAUUGCACUCUGGGUCAAGUGAAUGUACUGUGGGGGCAAGUGAGUGCAUGCACUGUAAGGUCAUGAUUAAGUGAAAUUUACUUUGAAGUCAGAAAGUGGAGAAAUCAGUCGAAUGUGUACUGUCAUUGAGUGCACUGUGAUUUUAAAAGGAGUGCUCAAUGCGAUCAAGUUAGUGUACAGAAGGAAGGCCAUAUGUUCAGUGCUGUGAUAUAAACUCUCCAUGAUUAAGGCUGCCAAUGUUGAUGUAUGGAUCAUUUGGCUUGAUUGGAUUAGAAAACACUUGCACUGAAAAUGACUCCUGACAUUUAUUUGCCCUAGUGACCAGACAUGUGAAACCUGUUCAUGUAAUGGAUGAAGGUCAGAUUGACGAGGAUAAAUGUCGAGUCUGAUUGAAUCCACUGAAGUUCUAUUGACACUAUAUAAUACAAAUAUGAACAGCAAUGAACACCAAUCAGUCACAAGGAGUGUGAUAUGUUCACUAUUUUACUCAUGAUAUGCAAUGUCUUAAUAUGUCUCUUAUACACACACCACUGUUGUUAUAGAUUUUGAUAAUUAUUUAUUACAACCACAUUCAAAUUUUGUUCUAAUCAAUUGAACUUUUGAGUUGAAGAAUUGUCACUUUUUAAGUUGUAUCAUCCUAAAUAUGUAUACUAAUUAUAAGUGCUGAGUCCAGAACACCAAACCUGUGGGGAACUUUCACUUCAAGGAAAUGGUUUUAAUCUGUUUAUUAUACCUAUCCUCAUUGCUGGUCAUUGCCAGUUUUUAAUGCUUACAUGGUCAAACUGAGACAGUACUGUGACAUGGAGGUCCAAGUCCUACUGCAUCGUUAUAUAGUUCCUUUAAUUGUUGCAGCUGACUCCAGUUUCUUGAUUCAUGUAUUUAAAUAAAAAAUAUUUUGAGGUUUCUCUUAUUUUAAUCCAUGGUUUACCAGAGUAAUUCAAUUGGAGAAACAUUUUAGAUAUAUUUCACGUAACUUGUGCCACAUACUGCAAGCAGUAGAAGCAAAAAUUUAUCUAAUGAAAAACUGGCUGUAACUGGUAAAAGACUGCUGUAUUCUAUAAAUGUUAUAAAAUCUAUAAUUGAAUGAACAAUAUGAUAUUACUUACCCAGUUUAAGGUUAUGCUGUAACUAGAGGAAAAAUUAUUCUGUAAGGUGUACAUUGUUAUAUUGUAACCACUGUAAAAUUACUCUGUAAAACAUACAAGAUCAUGCUGUAACAAGUACAAUGUUAUGAUGUAACCACUCUAAGGUUAUGCUGUAAUUAGUAUAAAAUUAUUCUGUAAAAUGUACCAGGUUAUGCUGUAACACAUACAAGGUUAUACUGUAACCACUCUAAGGUUAUGCUGUGAUCAGUAAAAGUUUUUGCUGUAUCCAGUAAAGUUUUUGCUGUAUCCAGUAAAGGUUUAUGCUGUAACUAUUGUAAGAUUAUAUUUUAACUGCUACAAGGUUAGACUAUAAGUUACGUGUAAAAUUAUGCUGUGUAAAGAUUAUGAUGUAACUAUUGUAAGGUUAUGCAGUAAUCAGUAAAAUGGUUUGCUUUAAGGUUAUAUGCUGUUCACAGUUUAAGGUUGUUCUUAUCGACCAAUGACAAUGAGACACUAUGUGGCUAUCAAAUAAAUGUAGCAUCUAUGCUAUUUUUGUUCAAAAUAUAUUAGCGGUGCAUGAUGAUGAAAAACAGAUAUUUGGAAAUAUUAAUUUAUUGCAAGAAGUUCAUUUGAAAAUACGUGGGAAACUUAAUCUUUGUUUUGCUCCUUCGUACAUUGUAAACAGAUUAAAUAUUUUGUAUAUACAUGUAGUACCAAAACGUAUAUAUGCAAGGUAAAAAUGAUUGUAUGCUGACAAAUUAAUGGCUUUUUAACCUUAUCUAUAGCUUAACAAAUCUCUGCCGCUUCUCAUGCGGUUUUACAAUGUACCCCAUGGGGAGGGGGGUCCUUUCGGGAAAAUCAUAUGCCAAGUGAUCCACCUAUGUUGUAUUUCUGAUUAUUGUAACUGAAGGUUGGAAUCAUUUGGUUUUUGUACUUGGAAAAAUUAAGAGAAAUAAUUUUCCCUAACUAUAUUAUAGUAUCUUCUCUCUCUGACAUUUUUUCAGAAAUGACGAAAAUAUGUAUAUUUUUGUUACAUUUCUUCUGAGAAAUGAAUUGCUGAUCAAAGAUUUUUUAUGAUGAUUUAUGAAAUUCCUUAUUUUCACUAUUUUAUGUUACAGAAGAAAGCAACAAAUGGAAGGAAUAAAUGCUAUAAAUGUAUUAUU
Pecten maximus is the source of this 10949-nucleotide messenger RNA. RefSeq names its product ubiquitin carboxyl-terminal hydrolase 24-like. NCBI's taxonomy places the organism in Eukaryota, Metazoa, Mollusca, Bivalvia, Pectinida, Pectinidae. Gene Ontology annotation, biological process: protein deubiquitination. Gene Ontology annotation, cellular component: nucleus; cytosol. Gene Ontology annotation, molecular function: cysteine-type endopeptidase activity; cysteine-type deubiquitinase activity; protein binding. Bases 140 to 7939 code for a protein of 2599 amino acids. The record is from RefSeq and is a predicted model, not a curated record. The transcript is spliced from 60 exons.